UCCAACUUGCUGAAUAUUGUUAUAAUCAUCUUCAAGUGAUGCGUUUUGGAGACUUUCAAUGUUUAUUUUUAUUUACCUGAUUUGACAUUUCUUCAUUUAUUUUGAUGUUAGAAUUUUAUCAAAUGUAUUUUUUAAAUAGGAAUUUUAAUUUUAUUGCAAUUGUUGGAGUGUUUGAUAAUGGAAACUAUUCGUAUAAAUAUUGUUGAUAUUGUGGAUCGAUGAGGUGAAAAGGUGAGAGUAGCAAAAGUCCAAAACCACGAGGAAUUUCAAUAACCAAAGUUUUCAUUGUACAACAGACAAGGCAAAGUGAACCUCCCUCCACGAAGGUAGCCUCCAGAAAUUUUGAAUAUGCUACUACAAGCAAAUACUUCAAUGGCACGUCAUUUUUGGAACAGGUCUAAGGCUAUAAUGAGGUAUUUGCAUUAACUUCUGUUUCAGAUAAAUUGGACAAUCUAUAAAUGAUGGACGAGAAGUAUACGUUUAUUCGAUUGGAGGUGAAGUAUAUCAUUGAGUUAGUAGCCUAAAACCUAUUGAAGAGAAGAUACCAAAUUUUCUCAACUCUACAUAUAUGACAAUACAUUAAACUCUAAAACCGGUUAGAUUAUUCCUUCAUAGAUCCAAUUUCAAAUCCUUUUGCAUGAUUCAGCUAUUCAACAAUUGCAGGAGAUGUUAGCUUCAAGUAAUAUCUUAGUAAAAACAUUUUGAUCUACAAUGGAUAGAUAAAAUGACAUUAUUGUUCAGCUUGAUGAAACUAGGUUGCUUGCUAAAAUAGAAGGGGAUGGUAGAAAAUAUGAUUUGUCAUAUGCAAAUGAGAUUGUUGCUUUAAUUGUUGACGAUAGUAGGGAACAAAUAUUUUCUCCCGAUAUCGUUGUCCACUAUCAAAUUCAUGAACUGGAACAAAUUCGUAUAUACUAUAUAUCACCUAAUUUUAAUGGCUUUGGAAUAUCUUAUAUUCCCACAUGAUGAGAAUGGUUGACACUCAAAUAUUCCAUGUUUUGACAUUGGGGAUGCAAAUGGGCUCAACAAUAAGAUUGUGAGUCAAUGUGAAUUUUACAAUUAUAUACUUCAAACAAGACUCAAAAUAUCAUACUCAUUGUUGUUGUGUGGAAAGUUGUAACAACAUUGCUACCAAGGUUUUUUUAGAUUCUUACUUGAGAGGUGAGUCGGAUACCAAUAUGAGUAGAAAAUAUGUGAUUUAACUUUAUCACAUACAUGUAGUCCUCUAUAUAACUAUGUAAACUUUGACGGUGAGAAAUAAAUUGAAAUGUGAUUUGAUUAUGCUUUCUGUGAGUUGGUUCUUUUGAAUGAGUUUGAUUUCUUACUUUCAAUUACAUAUUUUAAUUUUUCAGUAAUUGAAUAUUUAAGACUAUUUUAUAUUAUCAAAUGAGAAUAAUAUAUAAUAUUAUUCUAUAUAAUGAUUACUGUUAAUUAUUCCAUUUACCAAAUUCAUCCGGCCAACAGGCGGGCUCAAAUCUAGUAGACGCUAUUAAAGAUUACUCCAAUGCCUCUAUUGGAUUUGUUUGGACGGGCUUUACGGGAGGAGAGUCAAUUUAGAAUAAUGUGAAAUGCUCGCAUUAUUAAUGGUUGCACUAUGUAAUGCUUUCACAUGUGUAUGGUAUAAUUUGAGAAUCAGUGCAAUAUAGGAUUAGCAUGAGUGUGUUUUAUUGCAUAUAUUGUCAAUAAUGAAGUUGUAUAGGUUCUAUGAAUAGAAUGCUCAUUAUGUUGUGGAAUCCAUUAAUGCUAAUUGACUUCCUUUUAAAUUAAGAAAUGGUGAGGGUAAUAUACUGCCUACUAUUAGAAAUAAUGGAACUCGUGGGGGUGGUGAAUCUGAGUUUAAACCCUUGAAGAAGCAAACAAACCAUAAAUCGCUAGAGGAUUUUGGUUAUGAGUUUGUUAUCUACACCCGAGGAAGAAUCCUACAUGUCUACAAGAAGUUCUAACUUCCUUAAGACGUAAAUGUGUGGGAAAAUCCAUUAUUAAUGAAAUGGAAUCUUUGGAGUCUAGUAAGACUUAGAAACUUGUAAAGUUACCUCUUGGUUGAUAAGGUUUGGGUAAUAUAUCGAUGGAAUCAAUAUUAGAUAGUUUUGGGUUAUCUUAUAGAAUAACAUCCAUAUAUGGUUUGAUUGCAAGUGAUGUAUUAGAUGGAUGUUAAAAUUUCUUUUUGUGAAUGAUGAUUUGGAUAAAGAAAUCUAUAUUAGGACAACCUAAAAGCUUGUUAUUCUUGAACAUGUUUCUGGAGUCUAUGGUUAGGCAAAUCAUGAGGAUUUGUGACAGACUCAGAAACAGUGGCAUGAACAAUCUGGUUCUCCCUCAUGGUUUUAAAAUGAAAGUGACAAGUUCAUUUAGUACAAAUUUGAAAAUGACACUUGCAUUAUGAAUGAAAUGUCGAUCUUUGGUACAAAGACUCGUGAUGUAAAUAUUGUGAAAAAUCAUGUUGUUUGGGAAUUUUGAAUGUAACAGAUCUAGAUGAAGCAAGUGUCAUGCUUAGUGUCGCCGCUGCGGUCAAGGUCUUCGAGCUGGAUUCCUUGAGGACUGCUUUCCGUCUUGCAGGUCACAAGGAGGAGGAGCUGGCGAGCUGGAGGAACACAAUCGGUCUCUUCCUGAGGUCCGGAGGAAGCGGGGCGGCAGCGCCACUGCUAGUGGAGGUGGGAGUGCGCCCUCCGGAGCGUGCUCUGCGGCGACAAACGGGCCAACAGCGGCGCGACCGAGACCCAGGUUUGUGCGAUUGUCACCAACAGAGAUUGAGUAGAAGAGGCGGGAGAGGAAGUGCUUUAACUGCGAUGAGAGGUUUAUCGUUGGGCACAAGUGUGUGAAACUUGAUCUGAUGAUGUUGGUGGGGCGUUGGGAGGACGAGGCUGAAGACGAGACGAAGGAGGCAAGGAAUCAAGACCUGGAGCAUAAGCUAUAGCCUUGAGGGCAAGGUUGUUUCCAUUUUCCAAGGCGGCGGGGAUGUUAGAAACACAUUUAUUGCUUAUUUUUGUCAUUUGAGAUUAUUUAUCGAUUUGAGACGUUUUGAGAUUAUUUAGGAAAUUUUGGAAAUAAUUGGAGAGUAGUUUGUCAUAUCGUAUUAGCGGGGUAUGAGAUAGUUAUUAACAGAACCAAAUUAUCAAACCUACGUCUCCCUUUCCUCUCCCAAAGUUGUGGCAACAACUAUCUCUCUCCCUUUCCUUUGUUCUUCAAUUCUUCUCCUAUUCUAAAUCUCUAGCUAGAUCAAUUCCUAAUUGAUAAUUGAUCUAGAUAAUUUUCUCAAUCCUACACGAAUCUGAAACUUCCUAGGACCUUGUUUCUAACAAUGAUCCAACAUACGUCCCUAAUCAGUAGGAUAAUGAAAUUUCGACAAGGCA
This is a messenger RNA of Linum trigynum, 3344 nucleotides long. Lineage: Eukaryota; Viridiplantae; Streptophyta; Magnoliopsida; Malpighiales; Linaceae. The record is from the annotation of a GenBank genome assembly.